AUGCCUCGUCAUAGCAAAAAUAAUACAGCACUUUCGUUUUUCACAUAUGCUGAAACUAAAUCCUUAGAAUAUGGGACAAAAAAGCAACGAUUAGGAAGAGAUUCAAUGCGUGAAGUUGAUGCUUGUUAUCUAUGCCUUCAGAGAGCUCGUGAUCCUGUUUGUUGUUCACAUGGUCAUUUAUAUUGUAAAGAAUGUAUAUUAGAAAAUAUUUUGGCACAAAAAAAAGAAAUACUACGUCAACAAAAAUUAUUGGAAGAAAGGGCAAAAGAUGAGAUCGAAGAAGUCAAACGAAAGGAUGGACUGGCUAAAGAAGCCAUUAUACAAGAUUUUGAAAGGCAACAAGUAAAAAUAACCCCAAUUGCAAGUAAAAAAAGAAGUUUUCAAUUAGAUGAAGAAGAUCUUGCAGCGGUAUCAAAACGUGAAAAAGAAGAAGCAUUAAAAAAAAUAGAGGAAGAAGAGAUUGCAUUGUCAAAACCAAAGUUACCUAAUUUUUGGCUGCCUUCUUUAACACCAUCGGCUGAUCCUGAUAAAAUUAAAUCUAUAAAAUUACAAACAAUGUGUACUGCAACUAAUCCGGAACACUCUUUAAGUGUUAAAAAUUUGGUUGCGACAAAAUUUACUGAAACAAAAGACUCAGAUUCAAAAAAGAUUCAUUAUAUUUGUCCAUCAUGUCGUAAAACAUUAACAAAUUCUUUAAAGAUUUGUUUGAUAAAACCUUGUGGUCAUGUUAUUUGUAAGAUUUGCGUUGAUAAAUUUGUGAAAAAAUCAAAACGUUGCUUUGUUUGUGAUUUUAAAUGUAAAGAAAAAGAUAUCACUGACAUGUCUGGUGAAGAUGAAUGUAAUAAUGCUUCAACAGAACCUAUUUCUGAUUAUUCAAACAAUUCGGCCAAUUUAGGAACACCACAACAUUCUUGCACACAAUAA
This is a messenger RNA of Entrophospora sp. SA101, 924 nucleotides long. Lineage: Eukaryota; Fungi; Glomeromycota; Glomeromycetes; Entrophosporales; Entrophosporaceae. The record is from the annotation of a GenBank genome assembly.